AUGCCUCCCAAACCCAAUAAUCCCACUCCCAAAGACAUCGAAGAUACCCUCCAUGCCACAAAUCAACGCAUUGACAACCUCAUUUCUACCCAUGAAAACCUUGAAUCCUCCAUGGAAGCUAAUAACCAAGCUGUAUCCUUACAGCUAGGGCAGAUCCACACGAACCACACUACCUUGGAAUCCACCAUGAACAGCAAUUUUGCUGCUCUUACAGCAUUAAUGACACAGCAAUUUGCAGCAAUCAAUGCUGCUGCUAUACCUACUUUUACCAAUCCUUUUCCUCAUAAUUACACACAACCACCUCCAUUUUUAACUCAGCCUCAAACCUUCCUCCAUACUUCCCUUCCACCGCAUACAGCCGUCACACAACCUCCCUCAAAUGCUACCUAUCCGUACAGCAACCCUACCCCUCACACCGGUCAAUCCCCAUUUUACCCCCCACCAAAUUCGGGUUUUAGACACCCAAAAAUUGAGUUAAAUUACUUUGAUGGUGCUGAUGCUUUAGAGUGGCUUUUUCAGGCUGAGCAAUUCUUUGCCUUCUAUAGCAUACCUUAUGAAAAUCGCUUACCCAUGGCCGCUUUCUAUAUGAAAGGAGAGGCACUUGGAUGGUACAAAUGGAUGUUUCAAAGCAAUGAACUUUCUACAUGGGAUGCUUUUUCAAGGGCCUUGGAGCUGCGUUUCGGACCUUCUACGUACGAAAACCAUCAAGCCCAAUUGUUUAAGCUUAGACAACAUGGGUCAGUUACGGAAUAUCAAGCCAACUUUGAAAAAUUAGGAAAUCGAGUGGUUGGUUUACCACCAGAGGCUAUAUUAAAUUGCUUUAUUUCUGGGUUAAUUCCGGAAAUACGCAAUGAACUAGCAGUGCAGCGACCUCACUCUAUCACUCAUGCAAUUGGCUUAGCAAAACUUAUUGAGGCUAAGCUAAAAGACUCCAAACCCAAGUUCAAAAGCCCAAGUUACUCAAACCCUACUUCUUCCACCUACCCAAAACAGCCCUACAUCCAAUCACCUACAGCAUCCGUUCCUAAACCUACUACGAUGCCUCAACCAACUACUAACCAAUCGGGUCGUUUUCCUAUUCGACGGAUUACUCCUACACAACAAGCUGAACGAAGAGCCCAAGGACUAUGUUUCAACUGUGACGAAAAGUUCAUUCCAGGGCAUAGAUGUGCCAAUGGGAAAUUCUUGUUACUCAUGAUUGAUGAUGACACCCCUACUACUGGCCACGAAGAUAUUCCUGAAUUCACUCAACCCUUGGAUGUUGCAUCAGAAAACUUAGAAUUAGCUGAAACUUAUUUCCAACUUUCCCCCCAGGCUGUAAGUGGGCUAUUUUCACCAAAAACUUUAAAAUUCAAAGGCUUAAUAGAUGGGUUAGUGGUGACUGUCCUAAUCGACACGGGAAGCACUCAUAACAUUCUCCAACCAAGGAUUGCAACCCACCUCAAAAUACCAAAUACACCUAUUCCUAACUUUUCUGUCAUGGUGGGAAAUGGCUCCAAGUUGCAAUGUUCAGGCUUGUGUUCAAAGGUACCUAUAACACUCCAAGAUCAUUUGUUUCUCAUACCUUUUUACCUAAUUCCAAUUGAAGGCGCUGAUGUAGUAUUGGGAAUGGAAUGGCUGCGUACACUCGGUCCAAUUGUUGCGGAUUUCUCCAUUCCUGAAAUCUCGUUCAAUUAUGAAAAUAAAAAUCUUACUAUUCAAGGUGAUACUAACCAAGGACCAACCCCCUCAACCUUCACCCAAUUUUGUCAUCUUUUGCAUACUGAUGCUGUUGCCUCCAUGCACUUGUUAAUUUAUCAACCUACCAAGGAUCCUAACACCACUAACCUUAAUUCUUCGCCCCAUAUCCAACCCAGCCAGAACCCACCAGAAAUUGAUGCCCUCAUUACAUCCUAUCCAACUGUUUUUCAGACCCCCCACGGUUUACCUCCUAGCCGCCCACACGAUCACCACAUUCCUCUUAACCCCAACACCUCCCCAAUCAAUGUUCGCCCCUAUCGCUACCCUCACUCCCAAAAGGAGGCUAUGACUACGCUAAUUCAUGAGAUGCUAUCCGAAGGCAUUAUCAAGCCCAGCACUAGCCCUUUCUCUUCACCUGUCCUUUUAGUCCGAAAAAAAGAUGGUUCGUGGCGAUUUUGUGUUGACUAUCGCGCAUUGAAUGCUGCAACAAUCCGUGACCGAUUUCCCAUCCCAACAGUUGAUGAACUCUUUGAUGAGUUGGGUUCUGCUACUUUGUUUACAAAGAUUGACCUACGGCCAGGCUACCAUCAAAUUAGGGUUGUGCCCGAGGAUACUCAUAAGACGGCAUUUAGAACCUUUGAUGGGCACUAUGAGUUUUUGGUGAUGCCCUUCGGGUUAACUAAUGCUCCUAGUACCUUUCAAUCCGCAAUGAAUGACCUCUUAAGACCUUAUUUGAGACGGUUCGUUUUAGUUUUCUUUGAUGAUAUUUUAAUUUACAGCAAUUCUUAUUCUGAUCAUUUACUCCACCUAACUUUGAUUUUAGAUUUACUUGCUUCAAAUAAGUUUGUUGCAAAACUUUCUAAGUGUGUUUUUGCAGUUCCUAAGGUUGAUUAUCUAGGUCAUGUUAUUUCUUCAAGUGGUGUUACCCCUGAUCCUGACAAAAUUCAAGCAAUUUUAGAUUGGCCAGCGCCACGAUCUCUCACGCAACUCAGGGGAUUUUUGGGCCUCACAGGUUUUUACAGACGUUUUGUCCGCCACUACGCCACACUCGCCGCUCCUCUCACCGAUUUAUUACGUUCUACUAGAUUUACAUGGAAUACAGAAGCUGAAAAUGCUUUUACAAAUUUAAAGAGAAUCAUGACGGCAACCCCGGUGCUAGCUCUUCCGGACUUCAACACGACCUUUGUUGUAGAAACCGAUGCAUCCGCGGUUGCCAUUGGUGCUGUACUUUCACAAUCGGGCCACCCUUUAGCAUUCUUCAGCAAGAAGAUGUGUCAACGACUUCAGGCCUCUUCGGUGUAUGUGCGCGAAAUGUAUGCAAUAUCUGAGGCAGUUAAGAAAUGGCGUCAGUACCUUGUGGGAAGACAUUUUCAUAUUUUUACAGAUCAAAAGAGUCUCAGAAUCUCUGAUGCUUUGAGCCGACGCCAUACAGAAGAGCAAUCCCUCUUGCUGGCAAUCUCUUCUACAGUUCCAACCUUCAUCUCACGACUCCAGCAGUACUACGCUAACAAUAUACAAGGAACAGAUCUCAUUAACAAAUACCAAACAGACGAGAAGAUGAAAUCAGUUUUUCAAUUCAGACAAGGACUGCUUUAUUUUAAGGAUCGAAUUUUCUUACCCGAUGAUCUAGAUUUCAGAGCAGCUAUCCUUAAGGAAUAUCACAGCACACCAUCCGCAGGGCAUUCUGGGGUGAAACCAACUAUGUCACGCAUUUCAGCUACUUUUUCAUGGCCAGGACUUCACAGGGAUGUCAAGAACUAUGUGCGAUGCUGUCAAUCUUGCCAACAAAACAAGUACCUGCCAACAAAAAAACAAGGCCUGUUACAACCUCUUGAAAUACCAAAUCAAGUGUGGGAAGAUUUGUCAAUGGACUUUAUUACUCAUCUUCCUAAGUCUUUCGGCCACACCGUCAUCUGGGUUGUCUGUGACAGACUUUCGAAAUUCACACACUUCAUUGCUCUGCCUCCUAAGUUCUCUGCGGUUGACCUUGCAAGACGCUUCUCUGUUGAGAUAUGUAGACUUCAUGGCAUUCCAAAGACGAUAGUAUCGGACAGAGAUCCACUCUUCUUGAGCACCUUCUGGAAAGAACUCUUCCGCGUGCAGGGAACAACCCUGAAAUACAGUACCGCUUAUCAUCCUGAGACAGACGGCCAAACUGAAGUAGUUAACAGAUGUUUAGAAACCUACCUGCGGUGUUUCACAAGCGAUAAUCCGCGGCAAUGGUUUAAAUUUCUUCACUUAGCCGAGUUUUGGCAUAAUUCCUGCUUACACUCUUCGAUCAGAAUGACGCCGUUCGAAGCUCUCUAUGGCCGCCCUCCACCAUCAGUUAAGGAUUAUGUUCAAGGUUUCUCAACAGUUCCUUCGAUUGAUGCGACCCUACAACAGAGACAGAGUAUCCUUAACAAACUAAAGCUUAAUCUUAAUCGUAGUCAAAGGAUUAUGAAAGAACAAGCAAAUAAAAAACGCAGGGAUUGUACCUUUUCACCGGGUGACCUCGUUUUGCUGCGUUUGCAACCGUACAGACAAACCUCAGUACAACGAAGAACAUCUCAGAAGCUCUCAAAGAGGUUUUAUGGUCCCUUUCCAGUGCUGCGCAAGAUCGGCCCUGUUGCUUACGAGUUGAAGCUACCAUCCUCCUCUAAGAUCCACCCCGUUUUCCAUGUGUCUCAGUUGCGGUUCUUCCAUCAACAUGGCUCACAAAUUACUUCUGUGCCUUUACCAGAGAAUAUUGGCGAAGAAGAUGUUGAGGAUACAGAGGAACUGGGUUUGGAUCCCGGCGAUGCAAGAGUUCAAGGGAUGAACAUGGAAGAAAAUAGUGGUUUGGAAACAAGAACGGAAGAGGGAGUCACUCCAAAGGAAAAUGAGGUUCAAGACUUUUCUGAAGCAAGAGUUUUAUCUAAUACAUCAAACUCUUUAACUAAGCCUUUAAAGUACAACCCACGCGUGCCUUGUCCAAAUCCUCUUAACCAGAUUCAUCCAGAUCCUUCCAACCCACCCCCACCAUCAGAUUUGCCGCCCAUUAAAUCCGGACCGUCCAAUUCCCUUGGAUCCUUGUCCAAGACCCUUUCUCACGCAAACGUGGCCCCACCCUAUUCUCUUUCACCGUUUCCCAAACAGACACACCCAUGUGCAUCCAGCUGUAUUCCACCUUUUCCAUUAAUUGCUACACUGCCCAAGAAUUUAUCCCAACCACUCUCUUCUGCUUCCCCUCGCACGCUCCCACUUUUCCCUCCGUCGGAUCCCCAACGUCUUAAUCCUUUGUCCUCUCCAUCCGACACGCGUCUUCCCUUUUCAAAUCCCACACCACAGCUGGAUCCCAUUAUCCAAAACUCCUCUUUGACUACUAGCCCCAUUUCCCUUACCAAAAGUUUCCCCAGACCAAAUUCCGCUGGGCCUUCCAUUGGGCCGGAUUUGCCUCUCAAUUUGUCUAACCUUGAGGACAAGGUUCUCCCUGGGAUGGAUAGUAGUGAUAGGCCCACCAGAAUUAAGAAGAAACCCAUAUGGCAGCAGAAUUAUAUUAUGAAUUAA
Messenger RNA from Vicia villosa (hairy vetch), 5208 nucleotides. RefSeq lists its product as uncharacterized. The coding region runs from base 1 to 5208 and encodes 1735 amino acids. Gene Ontology annotation, molecular function: nucleic acid binding; aspartic-type endopeptidase activity. NCBI's taxonomy places the organism in Eukaryota, Viridiplantae, Streptophyta, Magnoliopsida, Fabales, Fabaceae. The record is from RefSeq and is a predicted model, not a curated record. Gene Ontology annotation, biological process: DNA integration; proteolysis. The transcript has 3 exons.